AUGCCACUCGGCAUCCAGCGUCUCAAUGCAAAAAAGACCCAUCCAAACGACCGCAUUAUCUUCAUCAAACCACUCAAGGGUAAAAAUGAAGCCAGAGCCCAAGAGUUUCUAGAGCGAAUAGCAGCUCAAUGCCUACCCAUCAUGCGAGAACACCACCUCUCCAUCACCACCCUAGAAGAAUACGAGCCCAACCGCGAGUUCGUCGGCCGCAACUUCAAUGCCGGUGAGAUCAUCCAGCUCGUCCUCCGAGCCCCCGGCCGCCGCGGCGGUGGCUCCUCCUCCACCCGCUGGUUGCCCUUUGCCUACGUGCAGAUGGUCAUGAUGCAUGAGCUCGCCCACUGCGCGCAGAUGAACCACAGCCGGGCCUUCUGGGCCGUGCGGAACCUGUAUGCGGACCAGAUGCGCGGGCUCUGGGGGCGCGGAUAUACGGGGGAGGGCAUGUGGGGGCCAGGUGCGCUGCUGGGAACGGGGGCUUGGGAGGCUGGGGGUGGCGCGCUGGUGGCGGGGGAUGAGGAGCUGCCGGAGAGCCUGUGCGGUGGGACUUUCAGGUCGAGGAGAAGGAGGAAGAGAGGUAGGAAGGGUGGUGCCGGUGGCGGGGAGGAGCUGAGCUACCAGGAGAGGAAGCAGAGGCGGAUCGAGAAGAAGUUUGGCAAGAACGGUGUCGCGCUCGGAGCUGAUGACGGCGUCAAGGCCAGGCUUGAGAAGGGAAAGCGGACACGGGCGGCGCCGAGGGUGGCAGGCAGUAACAGGGGAAGAGAGUUGAGGGCCGCGGCCGCACUGGCCAGGUUCGAGCACCAAAAAGAAGAGCCUCAGGAUGAGGGACCCAAGGUGAAGAAAGAGGAGGGGAACAGUGGCGACAGUGAUGAAGAGAGCGACUACGAGGAUGGCGCCGACAUCGAUCCCACAGCAGACGACGCAGUUGACCUCGACGGGAAGAAAUUGGUCGACGACAAGGGCAAUCACAUGGUGAAGGUCUGCGAGGACGAGGAUCCCGACGACGAGGAGGCUGCCAAUGAGAUGAAGGAGCUUCAGUCUUCCAUCACGGCAUACUUUGCCCCCAGCAGGAGCAAGCCUGCCGAGGAUAGAGAACAAGAAGAGGCCCCCGCCAAUCCCGCGGCUCCGCAAUCUAGCCGAGAGAUAUUCGCUGGGGAGGAUUCUAUCGGUCCACCCCGCAGGUCACCAAGGAGAGACAAUCGACCUCGGACGGCUCGACGCACGUGUGGCUCCUGUUCCUUUGCGAAUGAAGCUUACACUGUGACGUGCAGUAUGUGCUCAAACGUCCUUGUCCCAGAGAGCGUUCCUGGGACCUGGAGCUGCCAGAGUGCUUCCUGCAGAGGGGGCAAUUAUCUCAAUGCUGGGGACUGUGGCACUUGUGGUGUCUGUGGACAGCGCAAGGAUGCUGCUGCCGCCGCUGCUGCCUGCUGA
Molecule: messenger RNA, 1425 nt
Organism: Cryphonectria parasitica EP155
Lineage: Eukaryota; Fungi; Ascomycota; Sordariomycetes; Diaporthales; Cryphonectriaceae
Product: WLM-domain-containing protein
Exons: 4
Coding region: 1-1425 (474 amino acids)
Source: RefSeq, a predicted model, not a curated record